AUGGAGAACAACAAGAUCUUGAAGCAAUUACUCUUCCAUGGCAAGAAAACUGUACCACAUGCCUUGAGGCGCGAUAUGUGGCGUCCUUACUUCUCUAUACGAUUCUCUAGAACACCUGCAGGCGCGCAAAAGGGUCUUAGAGUAUACAACGACAUUCGGGAGCUAUCUCUGAGACGGCAACUCGAUCCGCCUAAGGAGUUGACGAAUGCGACCGAGGAAGGCAUCGAAAGAUUCAAGCAAAAUCUUGGACAAAGGAAGUUCGACACGCUAACCAAACAUGAUCAAGGCCAAAGAGGAGGGAGACACAAGCAUAUCGAUACUCCGGUGCCUGGCAGACGCCUGCCUCAGAAUGUAGUCGCGCGUCAUCUCAUGAAUCAAAGAAGCACAGCAGUUGCUGAUGUUGCUGCCGUUCUUACGAGAAUGAAUGAUCCAGAUGAGAUGACUCCUCAAGAGCUCCUUGAGGUAGACAAGCACAAUCAGCAGGUCCGACAGAGAUUUCUUACCAAAGGUGGACGACGUAGUCUUCGUGAGACCAGAAAAUCAGAAGUGGAAAAGGCAGAGGAGCUUUUGGUUCGAGAGGAGAGCCUGAACGUUCGUCCAGGCCAGGUCAAAAUUGAUAGACAUACUCUUGCUAGGAUCAGUACCGAGUAUGAGGGUGCCAUCAGCCUACGUACUGACACAAGCAAAGAAUCUAUACUAGGUUUGUUUGACGAGAUUCAGAAAGAAACUCAGAAAGAGCUCGGACCUAUUCGUGCCCUCGAUGAGGCUCUUGCAAGCAUGAAAGACGAAGAACAAGCCAAGACCAAGGAGCUGGAAGCCCGACUAGUCCCAGACGUCGACAGAAAGCUCACUCAACUAUCAGAAUCGGAACGAGCAGAAGUGGACGCUCAAAUGGAAGAGGAGAGGGCUCGGCGGAAUGCAGAGGUUGAAUCUCAAAUGGCUGCUAUGCAGGCGGAGGCCAGCAAGCAGAUAGAAAGUCUCCAGAAGGAAAUCGAGACGAUCCCCAGCAGCGAGAAACACAAUGCUAAAGUCAUGCGCACCAUUCAGCGCGAGGCAAAGUGGCAGAUCGCUCAGCACAAGAGAAAGUCCUAUAACAGCCCAUGGGUUGGUCCUUACAACUCCGUGGGAACUGCAAUCGAGCAAGGCUGUGCAGAAAUACGUGAGCGUUGGGAGCCUCGUCUGAAAGAGCUGCGAGAGGCUGUGGAAGAGCUGAAAGAAGCGUGGAAGGAUCCCAAAAAUCACGAGUGCGAUAUCUUCUGGGCUGAUAUUCGCGAUGCACACUAUGCAAAUGAAUGGCCAGACUCUGUAUACCACACCUUAAUCGAGAACAAGGCUGUCACCCAAGAACGUGUUUCAGUUGUCCGACAGCAUUUCCACUAUGAUGAGGAAGAAUAUCCUAUUGCUGAGCAACGAGCUGAAGUGGCCAUUCCGCGCUCGAACUCGGUCCAUGUUUUCGGUACCGAAGUUCGUGGAGAGGUUGGUCGAUAUGUGUCACCGGAGGACACUGCUAGGACUGCUUUUGAGGCUCGAGAUAGGAGGAUCGAUGACUGGACACAAACGACCAUGGUUAUGAUUCGUGCGAAAAUUGUGGAGCUGCGCGUAGCGUCGACUGAGUUGGAGGCAAGGUUUCGGGGAUCAGAGAUCGACGCUGAGGCUAUGCCGUAUCUAAACGCUGUACUCGAGCGUAUCCCAUUGGCUCAAGAAAGUUUUGAUAUUGCCUUGAAAGGUCAGGAGAGAGGCUCUGCCCAGGCAUGGAGUGAAAUGCACAGGUACUUGGACGAAGCAGAAGGUUACAUGCCAGAAGCUCGUAAAGAAGUAUUGAAAAGUGGAAGUGUCGUCGAGAAGGCGAGAGCAGAUUGGUUGGAGAACCAGAUUCAGCUCCUUCAACUACAGUGUCAGAACCCAGAGGCGGGAGAGAGUGCAGACCUGCUGGAGGACUACUUGAAAGUUAUCGACGAACGAGAACAAAUAAUCCAGUUGUUCGUCAACAAUGCCGAGAACCAGAGGGCUUACGACAGCUUGAAAAGUUUCGAUGCUCAGCACGGCUACAUAAGCGAUGCUGCAGAUACUGCUGAAAUAGCCGAGAUCAAGGACAGACUCGCGGAGCAAGAAGAGAGUUUAUUCCAAACAAGGGCCAAAAGCAUCGUCUCCCCUCAGGACGAUAUCGUCCAGCUCAAGAGACAAUUAAGCAGAUUAUAUGCAGAUCAAACGGGGACAAGGGAGAGCUUGAGACAGAACCAUGAGCUCUGGAUGCAUUUCAAGAGAGAAAAGGCGCCGCAGUCAGUGGAAGAAGGCGGCUUCGGAAGAGCUGGUGAGCCAAACAUGCGCGGCGAGCCAUCACAGGAGGCAGUAAAGAAGGCUGCUGAAGAGCCCAAGUUACCUUUCUGGAAGAGGAUAUUUGGACGCAGGUAA
Lithohypha guttulata is the source of this 2412-nucleotide messenger RNA. RefSeq lists its product as uncharacterized. Gene Ontology annotation, biological process: DNA recombination. Gene Ontology annotation, molecular function: single-stranded DNA binding; DNA strand exchange activity; structural constituent of ribosome. Bases 1 to 2412 code for a protein of 803 amino acids. The transcript is spliced from 2 exons. NCBI's taxonomy places the organism in Eukaryota, Fungi, Ascomycota, Eurotiomycetes, Chaetothyriales, Trichomeriaceae. The record is from RefSeq and is a predicted model, not a curated record. Gene Ontology annotation, cellular component: mitochondrion.